AUGUUCCAGCGGCCAGCGGCAAGUCCGCCGCCGGUGGUGCCCGCCAUGGACGCGGAUGCAUAUGGCUUCGCCGGAGGGCAGGCGCUGUAUACUGAGGACGAUGACGAUGCCAACGACGGGCUGCCGUCGUCGACCGGCGACUUGUACUUUGUGGUCGACGAGCGCGCCGACGCCGGCGAGCCGCUGUACAUACAACUGGCAGCACCGGUACCGUACCCGUGGAUAACGACGCCAAAGCAUGCAAAGCGCAAGCGCCACAACCACUUGACCAUAUCCGUGCCCACGGAAAGCUCGUCCAGCGACCACGAGUCGCCGCGCGCCGUUGCACCAUCCCGUCUCGACGCGCUCCUCGCGCCAGCGCUGCCACCAGUACCCGUGACCAAGGAGCAUCGCCUCGACACGCUCUUGGCCCGCGUCCGAAACAAGAUCCUCACGCGACAGGCAGAGGACAGCUCGCGCCUCCGUCAAUCGCUCGAUCGCGACUACUUGGCACCGGACGCGAGCGACUCGGGCGACGAUGCGUUUGCGCUCGUCGCGCCGCUACUGCAGCCUCUGUCAGACAAGACGGGGAUAGCACCGGCGUUGCACGACCCGCGCCAUCGACAGCUCAAGGCCAAGCCACCCGUCGGCGACCUGCCGGCGCCGCCACGUGCGUUUCCGGAUCCCCCGACGUCGUUUUUUCUGCCGUUCGUGCACGUGGUACCACCCAAGCGCGUCUUGCCGGCGGCGUCCCACAUCGGCGUCACCAAGAAGAGCAACCCGCGUACGAUCUACAAUUGCGUCAAGUGCGGGCGCAUGAAGCGGUCGCACGUGUGCGCCUUCUCGGACAAUGUGCGCUCGAUGGGCACGACGAUGCUCCCGACCACGACGCCGCGCGACCAUCUCUCGCGCUACUACAAGUGCGGCCGCGUGCUCGUGUGCCGGAAGCGACCACCGUCGAGUCCACCCCACGGGCCAGACAGAUAG
Messenger RNA from Saprolegnia diclina VS20, 966 nucleotides. RefSeq lists its product as hypothetical. The record is from RefSeq and is a predicted model, not a curated record. Lineage: Eukaryota; Oomycota; Saprolegniomycetes; Saprolegniales; Saprolegniaceae. The coding region runs from base 1 to 966 and encodes 321 amino acids. The transcript has a single exon.